CGGACUUUAUUAUUGCAACUUCAUCUUGUGUGAUAGGGCCUGGACCUGGGGCGAGUAGGUGGGUCUCUUUAAUCGGUCCGCAUCCGGAAGAUCCAAGUAUGUCGCAAAACCAGUAGCAUACGUACUUGCAACAUUCUCGUAAAUUACGAUCGCACGACCCUGCGUAGCGCAGACAUCUGUGAGAUGAUGCCGGAGCCAAGUGGAAGCUCGAGCUCCAGCAGUGGGCCAGCACCACCCGUCAGGCCCGCCGGGACCUCCGCAACUUCUUCGCACGCGCCAAUCAUGCACAACCAGAAGAACAUCUUGAAAUCCCCCCACUACCAACGUAACAAACAAAACGCGAGCGCGCAGAUAGCACCGAGCCUUGCACCAGCUGGUGUUCUUGACCACCAGCGGACAACAACGCGGCCCAGGCAAACAACGGCACGCGGCUCCUCUGCUGGUGGUUCCCCUGUUUUAGAUGCAGUGCUCUCCACGACCGCGUCCACGAGACCAGCUGCUGGCGCGGCCAAACGCAGCACGCCUGUGAUAUCGCCUCCCAAGUCAGCAAUGGCUUCCUCGCGACAGAACAAAACCACAUCAACCGGAAGAGGACAGCACAACAACACUACAUCAGGAGGGGGUCCUCGUAUUGGCCCAACUACUACGACCUCCGCGUCUGGCAGCAGCCACCACCGCCAGUCCUCAGCACUCUCCGAGGCCAACCGCCGCGUUGCGUUUUUCCAGGGGAAGCUGGUGAGACUGGGGAAGGCCUUCGCGGACAUGGUGCGGAAAGCGGACCAGGAAACGUGUCGGAACGCGCAUCUGGAAGCCAAGGUGCAGUUCCAAGCCAUGCAGCUCGAGUACCUGUUUGAGCAGAGAUUCGGCACUAGUAGCGGAGAUGACCAGGGAGGCGGUGGAAGUAAUAAGAGUGACCCGAUGAACAGCGGGCAGGGGCAGACAAAAGCAGUGGAGGAACUGAAAGACUUGAUGAAAAACUACAUGAAGCAGUUUCAGGAGGUAAAAACUUCAAUUCGUCUUGUAGAUCUCAAAGAAACACUGACCAUUGAAAUUGAUGCCUUUUGAACGUCCAGCGCAAUCUGACGCACAGGCACUUCACCUCCACCCUCGCAAUGUUUUUUCUCCGUAUGAGCACUGCCAUCAUAAUUUACUGUCAACACUUCAUCAGGCCGAAGACGCCCGGCUCGAUGCCUGUCGACAAGACGCUGCGAGCGCGCAAAGGACCUUUUCCCAGUGCUGGAUGGACCGCGUGGAAUCCUCUUCUCCGAGCAAGCGGGCCCGCGGCGGUUGUGCCUCGGAAAUGAGUCAUCCGUUCGCGAGCUUAACGGUUGGUGAGUAUCUGCAGCCGCGGUGGAAGCGACUUUCGAAACCAAGUGCUCCGGGGCCGCUGGAUCAGCAGCUAUUUCAUCUCGCAGGUCGUGGCGGAGAUUUUUAUGGCUCUUCUGGUAUGAUGCAACAAGGUCAAGGAGGUAGCGUGCCCAGUUCUAAAGUCAACUUGAACAGCGCUGCACACCAUGAACGACCAGGGGGGCGGAGUGCUAAAACUGCUGGCAGUAAUACAAGCACCUUUAUUCCCGCGCGAUCAGGCACGACGGGCGCGUUGUUGCCGUCGAGGAAGCUUUCAGUCUCCGCAAUUAGCGAAGAGGAUGAAAUGGAGAUGAUGCAAGAAGCUAAUCCGGGGAGUUCGAGUUCUUCUUCUUGUGCAUUUCGGGAUGCCUCACCGCCAAAAGAUAAAGCAGGUGGUGUACUAAAGGCAAAGCCUGCAGAUGCAACAGCGAUGAAAACUGAACCUUCAAACAGUUCCUCUUCGGCACCAGCGGCUCCGCCCUAUCCUGGAAGUGGUGGAAGUGCACGGACCACAGAGGAAGCAAAGCCAGCACGUGAAGUUGUAGAUCCGGGGUCCGUCGACAGCAGGCUUUUCGUCUCGAAUGAGAAACGGCCGGGCACUGCGGGUGAUCUUCGGAAUUCCGCUAAUUCCUCCCCAGUUUCCGCGAUCAAACGCAUGGACUUGCGGGAUGCGGAUGAAAUAAUAACCGGACUCUCUCCAGAUAAAGAUGAACAUCAUCAGAAGGAUUUCCCGCAGCCGAAGCGGCGGGCAUCGGACCUGGCGCCGCCGUCCUUGCCGGUGGUCGUGGGGAGCUGUGUGGUCAACAAGGGAGAUGAUGAGAGCUCUUCUUGCUUGUUAGAAUCCGGCGACGGUGUAGCAACAUCUGCAAAAGAAGAAGUCAUGGGCCACCCGCCCCACACUACUGUCACAGUAGAGUCUGGUACAAGCACAACUUCUUCUUCGUCCUCAAGUUCAUCGAUCUCGCCAGCCGCAAAAUUUUCAGCGGCGAUGACGACGGGGUACAAAGCACUUUUCGGGGCGAUGUUUUCCUCUGGAGCUACAGGGUCCGCAUCUUCUGCUGAAGGGGCAGCUAGUGAAGACCAUGUGACAGCACAGGAGGAUGACGUACACGUAGAUGAAAAGGAGCCGAAGCCACGAAGUUCCGACUCGUCGAACAGCAGUAAAGGUGCGCAAGAGCCGAUGUCCUCGAGUACGACGUUGGAGCAGGAUGGAGGAGAAGACGAAGACAAUUUCACUUCCACUUCCGGUGUCCCUUCCUCCAGUGAGAUGAAAAGCGAGACAAGGACAGAGAAUGAUGGGAAUGCAGCCCCACGACCUCCUCCAGGAGAGCAAGCACGAGCACCUGGCAACAUUCCUCCAGCUCCGAAGACGAGAACCUCCAACGGCCCUCGCCCGCCGCCGACGCCCGGACUGGCGAUCAGCUGCUCGCCAAUGGAAGAAGUUCUUGUGGAUGGGAGUCAUCUUCAAGAACUUAAUGCUAUUCCUGCAUUAAACAGCACAACUAUUUCGGACAGUGCCCGCUCCUCCGCACUCAGUGCCGCAUCCUCUUCCACGCACACCCGAGAUCCCUCGCCCUCCAAAAUCUCCCAGCAGUUGAGCGGCUACUUGCACAAACUCCCGGUAUCUGCCGCGAAGACGAUGAAUUCUCCAGAAGUUGUGUCAAAACAGGCGCGGGACUCUUUGAAUUCGAAUCUUUCUGGUCUCUCGCCGGACAAGGAACUGCAGGAGUUGCAUCUUCAAAACCAAGAACCUCUGAAGAGCGCGAGACAAACGCCGAUGCACGUGAAGGAGCAGUUGAAGGGUUUGUUGAUCAAUCCAAAGAACCGGAGUUCGAAAAAUUCCGUCGUGAAUUCCCAAAGCAACUCGAAAGAAACGACCCCGCGAGAGGUUGAAACUACAACAAGCAGUAAAAAUGUAGAUCCUGGUGUAGAAGCAGCAGCAGCAGAUGUCAAAAAAGGCGUAGAGAGAACGCUCUUUGCAACCGCGGUGGCGGGACCUGGGGUCACGAUAGCGCCGGGAAGUGGAGGAACCGGAGCACGUACAGCAGGUGGUGCUCCUGCUGAAAGUCAACAUCUGUACAUCAACGCAGAGCAGCAGUCCGUCUCCUCGCUCGCCAGCUCUGCGAUGUCUUUGUCACGCCCCGGGUCAGAUCGGGAAACCUCUUCUCUUCAAACCGGCGGCGCGGUAGUGCAACAACUAGGUCGUGGUGCUCCACCACGCGAAGAAGAUUCAUCGCCGGUGGAUGUUGAUCCACCAGAUGUUGCUGGUACAGUUGAUCACGAAGAUGAUGAUUUUGGCAUACCGAAACAGGCGGGAUUUUCAGCUUCAAGCCCCCUUGCGGAAGAUCUUGAUCACGAUCACGUUCUCAUGUCCGCACGCCGAGCCAUCGCACGAAGCGAAGAGAUCGAAACCAGGAGAAAGGCGGAAGAGCAGGGAGACGCUGAAGCUGCCUUGGGGCAGCUGAAAGAGGUCGCAAAGGUGGAAUUUAACCACUGACCUGAAGCUGCUGCGAGCAACUGCUUUGUAGAAUUUCAAUUUUUCGUUUCGGAGCUAUUCGUCCUUUGUCGCAUUCAGUCACACUCACACAUAGCAUCAUGCGUCUCUCUUCCGGAGUCAGUUUUUCAAAGCGGCAUACGUAAACGCAAAAAAAAAUCUUUGGGAUAAACUGGUGAGACUUCUACUACAGACAUUUUGCGUGGAAGAUCAAAAUCAAAUCUGCUCGUGCUCC
Molecule: messenger RNA, 4076 nt
Organism: Amoebophrya sp. A120
Lineage: Eukaryota; Dinophyceae; Syndiniales; Amoebophryaceae
Source: the annotation of a GenBank genome assembly